GCAUCCCACCCGCUUCGCGGGCCUACCCUAGUGAAGAUAUGAAAACAUAGUUUUGUCGCAAAACAAAAAUAGUUUUAUUACAAUAGUCAGACAAAUGUUAGGAGCACUCGUGUCAUCUUCAUCGUCCACAUUCUUAUCUUCUUCACUUGGCCAGUCUUCUUCUUCGCUCUCUAGAUCCUCGGUUCCUGCGUUUUCUCGCUUAUCAGUCCGAUCAAUGGCCGAUUCAGCUUUCAAGAAAAUCCAAAUCCAAAGAGAUGACACUACGUUCGAUGCGUAUGUGGUUGGUAAAGAUGAUGCGCCUGGGAUUGUUGUGAUUCAAGAAUGGUGGGGUGUUGAAGUUGAGAUAAAGAACCACGCUAUUAAAAUCUCACAGCUUGACCCUGGUUUCAAAACCCUUAUACCUGACUUAUAUAGAGGAAAGGUUGGUCUUGAUGCUGCAGAGGCAAAACAUUUGAUGGAUGGCCUUGACUGGCCAGGUGCUGUCAAAGAUAUCAGCGCUUCUGUUAACUGGCUUAAAGCUAAUGGCUCCAAAAAGGUUGGUGUGACUGGAAUGUGCAUGGGAGGUGCACUAGCUAUAGCUAGCUCUGUUUUGAUUCAAGAGGUUGAUGCUGCUGUUGGAUUCUAUGGAACUCCUUCCUCUGAGCUUGCAGAUCCAGCACAUGCCAAGGCUCCUAUUCAGGCCCACUUUGGAGAACUUGACCAUAUUGUUGGUUUCUCUGAUGUCACGGCAGCAAGGAAUCUCGAAGAGAAGCUGAAAGCAUCGGGAGUAGCACACGAGGUUCACAUUUACUCGGGGAACGGGCACGCGUUCUUGAACAGGAGCCCUGAAGGAGUGCGCAGAAGGAAGAGUUUGGGAGAUUCUGAUGAUGACGAAGCAGCGGUGGAGCUUGCUUGGUCUCGCUUCAACUCUUGGAUGAAACAUUACUUGGUUUAAAGAUUUCCUUUCUCAGAUAGUGUUUCAUGCAAGUCACGAAACAUUGUGUGAAUUGUGAUGAUCAAUGUGCGAACCGAAAUUCACACUGUC
Messenger RNA from Brassica napus (rape), 1024 nucleotides. RefSeq names its product protein usf-like. The record is from RefSeq and is a predicted model, not a curated record. The transcript is spliced from 5 exons. The coding region runs from base 95 to 934 and encodes 279 amino acids. Gene Ontology annotation, molecular function: hydrolase activity; acyltransferase activity, transferring groups other than amino-acyl groups. Lineage: Eukaryota; Viridiplantae; Streptophyta; Magnoliopsida; Brassicales; Brassicaceae.